AACCCCUGUUUGAUUUGAUCUCUCCCUCUUCCCCGUCUCCCAUCUCCAUCAGACCAACACACCCCUGACUCAACCUAACUCACUGCUGCUGCUGCUGCUGCCACCACCGCACCACCUGGAGCUGCGGCCAUUAAUGCGCUCCCUCCGCCUCUUGCCAUGUCCAGGACCUGCCGUGGUCUGACUUGAUCCGGCUGCGCGGCUGCUUUGCUGCUCCGCUGGGUGCUUAAUUACCCCCAACUGUUUCAGCACCAGCAACCUCCGCGACAAGGAAGGAUGGAGGGGAGGGCGCGGCGGCGGGGCACCGGCAUCGGCACCAGCGCGAGCCCUGGCCGCAACAAGGUCUGGGUCGAGCCGCCGGGCAAGAGCCAGCACCACCCUCCGCGCCGCUCGCCUCCGCCGCCCCCGCCCUCGGCCACGGGGAAGAGGGUGGCGGUCGUCUACUACCUCUACCGCAGCCGCCACCUGGAGCAUCCCCACUUCAUCGAGGUGCCGCUCGCCUCGCCGGAGGCCGGCCUCUACCUGCGAGAUGUGAUUAACCGGCUUAACGUGCUGCGAGGGAAGGGCAUGGCGGCCAUGUACUCCUGGUCCUGCAAGCGGAGCUACAAAAACGGCUUCGUGUGGCACGACAUCUCUGAGGACGAUCUGGUGCUCCCUGCACAAGGCAACGAGUACAUCCUCAAGGGCUCCGAGCUCCUGGACCGAUCGCCGCCUGACCGGCAGCAGAAUGGCGUUAGCAACACCAAGGGCGAGAGUCCCAAGCACCCUCAACAAGAGUCUCCUCAGUCGCGAGGAUCGCAAGAAGGGUGCUCGUCAUCGUCAUCCCCGUCCCCAUCUGCUGUUAUCAAAGAGGCCUCACCUCCAACUCCUACUCAGCAACCACAACAGCUGGCACAGUCCAUAUUUGUGCCAUCAUCAUCUGCUUCCACCAACCGCGAGGAUGAGCAAUGCAGGACUACACAUUCUGGCUCAUCGGGGAACCUGUCCCCUGAACCAGUAGGAACUAAUGUUCCAUUAUCAGAGGCAAGCUCCCCUGGACCUUCCGAGUACAGAGUUUGCAAACCCAUUGGAGCACAGGAUGCGUCCACACAAACCGAUGAUAGUGAAAGGCAUGUUCCUUCUAAGCAUGCUCGCACUGAAGGAAUCCGUACAGAGGAUUGUACAUCAGACGCUGAAAUUCAAGAGUGUCAUGAAAGAAGCAUGCAAGCAUCGCCAAAGGUCCCUGUAGUUGUUCGAGAAUCACCACAGGUGUGUUCAUCUGAUGCUUCUCCUGGUGGCAGAGUUGAGACAUUGGAAUCCCUGAUAAGGGCAGAGGCCAGUAGGAGGAGUAGCUAUAAGGUACUAGAGGAAGAACAUCUCUAUGGCCCAAUGGGUGUGAAGCUGAAGCCAGCCAAUUUGCUCAUGCAGCUGAUCACCUGUGGGUCUAUCUCUGUCAAAGAUCACCGUGGCUUUGGACUCAUUCCAACAUACAGACCACGGUUUACUCAAGUUGAAUUCCCUUCUCCAAUGUUCUCUACUCCUAUGGCAUUGCGGCACCUUGACAAUAUUCCUUGUAGCACAAGAACGAUUGGAAUAAGAGUUUCUGAGUCAGAGCAUUUAAGUGAAAGCUUGGUCGAGGAGAAUAAGCACGAAGAGUCAGGGAGAGAGGAAAUACCCACACUCAAACGCUCAUCAUCUUACGACGAGGAUAGAGUGUAUUUAGUGCCAGACUCUAGAAGGGAUAUGGAAAGCUUGGCCGAGUCGGGUAGUUUCAGAUGUCUCCCACAGACUAUCAAAAUGAUACCAUGCAAGCAAUCCAGAAGUGGAACAGCAUUCUCCCCCAACUCUGAUGUCAGGUACAGCCCUAGUCGACAAGAAUGUAGUACUGGAUCCUCACCACUUGGUUCAUCAAGAAGUGCAAGCAAUAGGAUGACUGACCCACGAGGUAAACUAUCUUCAUCAAGGGGGGAGUCAUUUCACGAGGAGAAGGACAAAAUGAUCAAGAUCGAAGAAAGGCUUGCUUCUGGAGCACGGGUUAUAAUCCAGUCUGCACCCUUGUGUGAAGAAAGUGAUGACAGCACCGAAUCACUGUAAGGGGUUGUGUUACAUUUUGCUGUGAACUUACCUUUGGAAUUUGCUGAUUGUCUUGAAGUUGUUGGGGGCAGCUUGAAAGUGCAGUUUGAUUCAUUUUGUAACCAGUGUGAAUGCGAUAGUCAUUGUUUUGUUACACCUUCAGGAAGAAUUUGUUACUCCAGAGUGUCCGUACAAUAUAUUACUCUGACCAGUUUCUUUUUUA
Messenger RNA from Hordeum vulgare subsp. vulgare (domesticated barley), 2272 nucleotides. Its product is annotated as protein SOSEKI 3-like. Lineage: Eukaryota; Viridiplantae; Streptophyta; Magnoliopsida; Poales; Poaceae. The coding region runs from base 274 to 2070 and encodes 598 amino acids. The transcript is spliced from 6 exons. The record is from RefSeq and is a predicted model, not a curated record.